AUGAGAUCAACCAAAUCUGUUCGUCGACCACAUACCACGACUACAUCUGUUAACACAAGAAAGGCUCACUCUAAAUCUUUCAAAGCUCAACGAAACCAAAUGAAACAAUGGAUUGCUUCUUCCGUUCUCUCUCAUGCCAAACCUGCUCCAAUUGUUCUCUCCGAAACUGUUCAUACCGUAGUAAAAGUUGUUGAAAGCGCUCCAAAGAAGGAGAAGCCACAAAAGAAGGAAGCUGUAAAGCCUGUUGAGAAGAAAACCAAAUCAAAGCCAGAGAAGAAGCCUGAGCCUAAGGUUGAGAAGAAGCUCGAACCAAAGGUUGAGAAGAAGCCCGAGCCUAAGGUUGAGAAGAAGCCCGAGCCUAAGGUUGAGAAGAAGCCCGAGCCGAAAGUAGAGAAAAAGCCCGAACCAAAAGUAGAGAAAAAGCCCGAACCAAAAGAAGAGAAGAAGCCAGAGCCUAAAGCAGAAAAGAAGCCAGAGCCUAAGGUUGAGAAGAAGUCUGAGUCCAAAUCUCAGAAAAAAGCCGAACCAAAGGUCGAGAAGAAAUCCGAACCAGUUGUAGAGAAAGAAAUCGAAGAAAAAAUUGAGAUUAAAACCCAAGCUUCAUUGGAAUCUCAAAAUAACGCCAAACUUGAUGAAAUCAUAACGAAUGCUAACAAUCAAAACCAAAAAUCCGAACCAGAGAAGAAGGAAAAGUCCCAGAAGAAGAACAACAAGGCUGAACAAAACGGAAGUUUGCCUAAAGCAAAUGGAGUAACACCAAAACAAGCUGAAUCCCCAGUUCAAGUUUGCGAAGUAACAAGCAGUGUUUCUGAUAAGGAAAACUUAUCUGAUUCUGACUCAUCUGAGAAGGUUGAAAACAGACAACAAGUUAAAGCAGAUAAGAAGCUUCUUGAGAAUGUUCAGAAGCUUGCUACACAAGUUGCCGCCAAAAUGGAAAAUCAAUUGGAUCCCCAAACUAAACUCCAUAUCGAUGCUCAACUUUAUCAGUUAUCUCAAAAAAUUCAAAUUGCCGACAGAGAACGCUCUCAGACUCCUGUAUUGAAUGUUGUAACUCCACUUCCUAUCCAAAACAUUUCUCGACCAGUGACUCCAACAAUGAGGGAACGCAUCCAUAAGCUUCUCCCUCAAGACAUCUUGUUCUGUUCCAGACUCAUUGAUAAGCACGGUGAUAAUUUCGAGGCCAUGGUUAAGGAUCCCAACAACACCUACAGAGAAACUGCUCGUUCAUUGCAGAGAAAGAUCCGUAUCUUCAAGGAAUCUCCCCACUUCCAAGUAUACCUUGAAUCUAAGAACAACAGUGUCCCAUUGGAACAGUUACUCGCUCAGCAAGCUGUUUAA
Molecule: messenger RNA, 1338 nt
Organism: Auanema sp. JU1783
Lineage: Eukaryota; Metazoa; Nematoda; Chromadorea; Rhabditida; Rhabditidae
Source: the annotation of a GenBank genome assembly